Molecule: messenger RNA, 498 nt
Organism: Armigeres subalbatus
Lineage: Eukaryota; Metazoa; Arthropoda; Insecta; Diptera; Culicidae
Exons: 2
Coding region: 37-372 (111 amino acids)
Source: RefSeq, a predicted model, not a curated record
CAGACCGUCGUUUCCAGUUUUCGAACAACUGCAACCAUGAAGUGCCUACAGUUAGCCUGUUUCACCUUGUGCAUUAUGGUGACAAUUCGCCUGACCUCAAGUUUUCCACAGUGUUGCCCGGCCAUGUGCUGUUCGUGUGGUUGUGGCUCCAUGCAGCAAUCAUCCUACGAUCAAGCCGAACCAGCCAGCAAUGACGGACAGCAGUCAGCGGAAGACAACCAGCGCAGUGCACUUCCCAAAAAAGGUGGCAAACAUUCGGCAUGGGACAAAGCUAAGAUAAUAUUCAACGGUGUCGAGGCGGCGAUAGACGCUGCAAAUUUCGUGAAGGAGAAUUUCAUAGGUACAACCGAGGAAAAGCCAGCAGGCCACUGAACAGUAUACUAGUUUGCACACCUGUAAUAUUCUGGCAAAAUUGAUGUUUAAAGCUCUUAUUUCACGUGAUAUUUAAAAGAAUGGUGAAACUAAAAAUGAAAUGUGCAAUAAAAGCGAGUAAAGUAA